Messenger RNA from Strongylocentrotus purpuratus (purple sea urchin), 2016 nucleotides. RefSeq names its product coiled-coil domain-containing protein 151-like. Gene Ontology annotation, cellular component: cilium. The transcript has 11 exons. The record is from RefSeq and is a predicted model, not a curated record. The coding region runs from base 165 to 1808 and encodes 547 amino acids. Gene Ontology annotation, biological process: outer dynein arm assembly; cilium movement. Lineage: Eukaryota; Metazoa; Echinodermata; Echinoidea; Camarodonta; Strongylocentrotidae.
CGUAUACGGUACGCAGAUAUGAUUUACGUACGUGUAAACAACAAUCACACUGAACUGGAUGUUGACAACUAGAAUCUAGACGAGAGAUCGUUCAUGAUAUUGACAGUUUAUUUUGAUAUUUUACACAUUCUAACUAGAGAAGAGGGACAGGAAAAGGCCUGAAAAUGCCAGGUGUUGGCAAAACAAACAGCAACACUCCAAUUACGGAACAAAUAUCAGAGUUACAGCGGAAAAUAUCCUUGUUGGAUGGUGACCGCAAGGCAUACUAUGAGAGCUCACAAUGGACCAUCAAGCAGAAUCUUGAUGUGAUCCGUAAGGUCCGUCAGGAGAACAAGACGCUACACAAGCGGCUAGCAGCAAGCAAGGCGGGAGAUGACCGUGUACUUGAUAUCGCCUUCAAGAGUCGAGAGGUGGAGCGUGCCUCUCUCAGAGGCAAAUCUGGAAAGGAAGCAAUCCGCAUCAUAGACCAGAAGCUUUGCGAGGCCAAGAAGCGUCUCAACGCUGAGAAGUCUCAGACCCUGAAGCGAGAGAAGACCUACUCGGAGCUUGAGGUACAGCAUGAUCAGAUGCUCAAGGAUGCAUCGGAUGCAGAAGCUACUACGGCCGGUACAUCGGACGAUGCAAUGGCCCUACGAUCGUUGGAGAAUCGUCUAGACAAGGCCAACCUCAAGCUCCACGAGGCCGAGCACAUCAACCGCACAUACCUGGCUAUCAAGGAGCAGAUGAUCAGGGACAGUUUGACCUUUGGCAAUGACCUUGACGGUGAGGAGAACGAGAUAGACCAUCUGAAGGAAGAGCUGAAGGAACUCCAGGCCAUGAACAAGGACGCCCAGAUCGCUAGAGAUGCUGCCAAGGCUGAGCUGAGCAAACACGAGGAAACGGUUUACCGAGAGAGAAGAGAACGAGAAGAAGCCCUAGCCGUACUCAAGAAACAGGCCGAGGAGAAGAAGGCUCAUGCAGAGCGGGUGGAGAGGAGGCUCCAGAGAGCAUCGAUCCAGCACGAUGACCUGACCCCAGAGCAGAAGCAGUUCGUGACCGGGGAGGAGGAAGAGAAGAAGAUCGGUACCUUCGAGGAAGCCUUCCAGGCUAUGAAGGAAGCUACAGGGGUCUCAGAUCUUGCUGAGGUUGUAAACCGAUUUGAGAACCAGAACUUCACCUACCAGCAUCUGAUGGAGCUGAAGGAAACCAACGAGAAGCAGGUCGUACGUCUCAAGGAAGAGAAAUCCAGACUCAACACAGACUUUGAGGAGAUGAAGUACUCAGGAGAAGCCAAACUAUCAAGUGGUCAGAGAAUGUUGGAGGAGUUCCAGGCCCAUCUCAAGACCGAGGUGGAACGUUGCGGAGAGUCCUCAGAGAAGCUUGAUAAGUGCAGUAAGAUCCUGGUCCAAGUCAAGGCCGGUGUCUCCCAUUUGGCCGAUAAGCUUCAACACAUCAAAGCAAACAAGGGUCACGUACCUCAGGCACAGCUGUCUGCCGAGGCAGAUGAAUUCGUCUUAGAUCUCCUGGCAACCUGCGAAGAGAAGCUUCUCAAACUCAUGGAGGAACUCGAUGGCCACGAUGUCGAUGAGACACUCAGGCAGAUGGAGGAAGAAGAGUUCCAAGUUGGAAUUGAAGGGGCGCUACCAUCACAAAACACACGCAUCAAGCUACCUACUACUCAGAGGGAUACUACUUAUGAUGAUGAGGACAGCGGUGACGACGAAGACAUCGUUACCAGGAAUGCUCUCAAGAAGCAGGCCCAGAGUCUGGUCGACUCCAAGACCAAGAAGCACAAGGUUCGGGCCCGCAAGAAGAAGGGCGUCAAGUAAGACCAGGACCAGAACCCAGAUCCUAGUCCAGCUUUGGUGGAAACCCAAGGGUGAUCUACACCGGAGUGUAUACAUAGAUUGUGUAUAAUGUGAUAUAAUACUACUACUAUCAUCUUGAGAAAUUAUUCCUUCCAAUCGUCUUCAAAUAAUAUUAUAUGUAAAGCAGAAUGUGCUUUAAUCAUCUUGUAGAAAUGUGGGGGAGGAUGGG